This is a messenger RNA of Diabrotica virgifera virgifera (western corn rootworm), 2589 nucleotides long. RefSeq names its product deoxynucleotidyltransferase terminal-interacting protein 1. The record is from RefSeq and is a predicted model, not a curated record. The coding region runs from base 188 to 1435 and encodes 415 amino acids. Lineage: Eukaryota; Metazoa; Arthropoda; Insecta; Coleoptera; Chrysomelidae. The transcript has 5 exons. Gene Ontology annotation, cellular component: nucleus. Gene Ontology annotation, molecular function: nucleosome binding; DNA binding.
AAAUUUUCUUUAGCAGCAUUUAAAUCAUCCAAAGUUGGAUAUCAAAAUUUAAAAAAUCUUAAAUAUUAUUAAUAAUAAUUGAGAUAAUUAUCAGUUCAAUUAUUGUGUAGUAAAAAGAACAAAAAAAGUGUAUUUAUAUUUUAAUAAAUGUGUAGUUUAUUUUAAAAAAAUAUCGGAACAAGCAAAAAUGAUACCUCCUGUUGCUCCUGGGCAAACAGAGGAAAAAUUAAACAUGGUUGGAUGGAAAAACACUUUUAAUAUGCGACAAAUAAGUCUAAUGAAUCUUGCUGCUAGUCAAUUAUCAAUGAAAAAUGGAGCCAAGUCAUUAAUCCCAUCUUACAGAAGAGCCUACAGUGUUACAAGUCCCUCCAAAUCUCUGGAUAUUUUAAGGAAGAAUCUUCAAAAUGCUAUUAAUAAGGAUAUAGAUAAUGUACUGAAGAAAUAUAUCGAGAAGUUUUUUCAACCUGCCAUUAACAAUAUAAGAAACAAUGUGGGAAAGGAUAGUGUAGGAGAUGACCACAUUAAAGAAGUUUGCAAAACAAUGCUGGAAGAAGCUAAACUUAUGUAUAAAGUGAGUCCACAUUCUAGGGACAAUUCACCUUAUGAAUGCUACCAAAGUGAAGGAGAGUCUGAAGCCAGUCUGACUGAUCUUAGAAUGGGAAUGAACAGUCCCAUAAUAUGUUGUAAGAGAAAAGAUUGUGAUCCAGAUGCUGAAAUCAUUCCAUCACCUGCAGCGCCCACUAAAAAACCAAGGAACAAAACUACACACUCCACUGAUUACAGUAGUUGCAAACUGUCGUGGAAACGGGAUGGUCCUAAAUGGAAUCCAGAUAGACUUCGAGCUAAUACGUUAUUUAUAAUGGGAGCAAGAGCCAACAAAGUAUUAGGAUAUGGUCAGACACGCGGAAGAUUGUAUGUCCGGCAUCCAAAUCUUGUUAGGUAUUCUGGAGACCAAGAGGAUAAAGAAUGGUUAGCUUCAAAAAAUCUAAUGCCACCUAGCGGUGGCAAAGCAUAUUUAAUGCUCCUGGAAGACAUAAAAGAGUUAACAGUAAGCGAUGAAUACAAAUACAAUGCCAAUCUCCAACUACAUGAACUGAAGGGUUUUGAAGUGCCCCUAUUUUUACUAAUAAAAAUAAAAAACUUUAUCGAAUAUGUGAGAAAUGAAAGGAAAUUACUAGCUAACGUUGAUCCAUUCGAAGACCAAUGUGAUCCUAAUAUAUCGUCCACACCACACAGCGUAGCCAUUGAUUCAGCGCCGUCUACGCCUUCAGAUACAACUUUAAUCGUAGAAAAUACUUCAGAAAUAACGUUUAAAACAGACUUUUUGAAUAUGUCGUCAGAUAUGAGUAACAAUUUGACAAGUUCCGUUAUUUCCAGUAUUCUGUCUGGUCAUUUAACAACUAUGAAUGGACCAGACACUUCUCAAGACUUUUAGCUCCUUCAAAACUUUUUUCAAUAUUGUUUCUUGUCUGUUUAACAUGUGUACUGUAAAUGCGCUAGUAGUAUUUAUUUAUUUGUUUAUUUAUUUAUUUAUUGAGGAAAAUAGUUAUUAAGAUGUAAACUCAAAGUACGAAAUAGUUGUCAGUUACCGUAAAAUGGGGUGAAUAGGAACGGUUUUCAACUUUCAUCUGAAAAAAAUGUCACUAACACACAUUGCAAACAUAAAACUUAUGCAUUGUUAUUUGGGUCUUACCUUCCUCUUUUGAUAUUUAGAUGUUAACAAAUUACAAAGUUAAUACUUUAAUCACAAAAAAAUCAAAACCUGGUGUUCCUAUUCACCCCACCAAGUGAGGUGAAUGGGAACACCUGUAUUAAAAAUUAUUGUGUUCCUAUUCGUACAUUUGUAGGGUCAAUAGAAACAGGUAAAAAGUGUCUAAGGUGUAAAGUACAGUAGAACCUCGAUUAUCCUUCAGGGCACUGGACCAAGGGUAUGACGGAUAAUCGAAAAGACGGUUAACAGAACAUUAAAAAAAAAUGAAGAAGUCAUAGUAGGUACAACUCUCAAAUUUCAUUUGUAUGGUUUGUUGGACAAUAUAAGAGGGAUUUGUGUUCGUACAAUCGAAUCAAUUUAAAAUAUUCUGAAAUCUUUGUUUGUUUUAUUGUUGCUUCACAUUUUGCGACGGCUGAAUUUCUUAAUCGGCAUAAGAUCAUGCAAUCUACUUUAUUGGCUUCUUCUUGUUGAGAAUACCACUCGGUGAAUUAUUGCAUAUGCGAUGCAGCUUCUCUAGAUUAUUUACGCAAACCUUUGUCAGUUACAAUAGGUUCACCAACAUAGCUACAGUCAAAUUCCAAGUCUGUGUCAGCUUCUGAAUCUGUUUGGUCCGCCUUUGUUGCCAUUUCAACGAUUUAUUUAUCUGUCAGCAACGGAUAGCCGUUUGUGUCCUCAUCACAAAUCAAAUUAACUUUUUUUUUAUUUUUUUACAUUAAAAUUUUUGCUUAUGUAGUCAGUGCCACUUCUGUGUGUAACCUGACGGUUAAUGGAGAGACGGAUAAUCGAGGUUACACUGUAACAUACACAAAUAAAUAUAAAGUUUGUAUUGUUAAAAAAAUAUAUUGUUGAAAUAAUGAAAAAUAUUUUUUAAACUCUAA